Cuscuta campestris is the source of this 2526-nucleotide messenger RNA. The record is from the annotation of a GenBank genome assembly. Lineage: Eukaryota; Viridiplantae; Streptophyta; Magnoliopsida; Solanales; Convolvulaceae.
CUGUGCUGGGUUUGCCGGUAUUACUUCCAAGGUGUAUGUUCCUGGCAAUGGUUAGUAUUAUCCCAGCAUCAUACCUGUCCUCUUUGCCUUGUCAUUGAGUUUGUCGGGAAUUUUGUUCUCAUAUUGGUCACUAAUAAUGUCCUUGUAUAACAAACAUUUGACAUUUGCUCUAGUUUCUGCCUGACCUGUCCUUUUAUUUUUAGUACUUUAAUUAUUUGUUUGUGAUAUCUUUUUAGGCAAGGUGGGGGUGGGGGGGAGUUGCCGGGAAGGGAUGGGUGUUUUUUGAGUGCUAUUGGCUCUAUUUUAAUGUAGUAUUUGUUCAUACUUACUCAUCGAAUCUGGGUGAGCUUCCCCAUGAAUCUUGGGGAGUAGACUUCCUGCCACUCAAGCCAUGGGAGAAGCUCAAGGGAUGGGUGUUUACUAACGAAGAAUUCUCCAAGAGAAGAUAGACUCAAGGGAAAACAUGAUGAAUAGUACCUGCAGGUUUUAUCCAUAUCAUUAUGCUCCAUUCGCCUCUGAUCUUAAAGGGCUAGCAGACUUAGAGAUUACAUUCUUCCGCGGUGAACCAUUUAGGCCCUUUGAUCAGCUGAUGGGUGUCUUACCUGCUGCGAGUUCAAGUGCUCUUCCUGAAAGAUACAGGACAUUAAUGACUGAUCCAUCAUCUCCCAUUAUUGAAUUUUAUCCAACCGACUUUGAAUUAGACAUGAACGGGAAGCGUUUUGCAUGGCAGGCUGUUGUGAAGUUGCCGUUCAUUGAUGAGAAUAAGUUGCUUGCUGAAACAAAGAGGCUAGAAGAUACUUUGACGCCAGAAGAGCAACUAAGAAACAGCGUGAUGUUUGAUUUGCUGUAUAUUCACCCUUUACAUCCUUUGGCACCAUAUAUCCUGACUUACUAUCGCCAUAAUGUUUCCGUGCCUCCGAAGGAACAAAUACCAUGGCCAAUUGAUGCUAGUACAAGUGGUGGAAUGAAUGGAUUCAUUUGGUUGUCAGAAAGAAAUGGGCUGAAAAAUGUGGUUCCUCCCCCAAUUCCCGAAUUGGAUGCCAUUACUAACAAUCAAAUUUUGAAUAUUACCUUUCUGAAUCCUCCUCCCCACAAGCACAUACCAAAGCCUCCUGCAGGAGUAAUUAUGCCUAGUAAGGCUGUGAGACAGUUUGAUGUAAAACCCUUACCUGCGUUAUGGCAUGAAGAGUAUGGCUCUAGGCGGCAGCUUGGCAAAGAUAGGCCCCCAGUAGCUGGUGCGAUUGCCGGUCCUUCAUUAGGAGAAGCGGCACAUCGCUUGCUCAAGAGCACAUUAAAUAUCGGGUAUGGGGGGAAUUGCGGAGGAGCAUCAAACCAGGCAAACUUCCGAAAUAGCCCUGGAAGCAAUAAUAUGAUAACUAAGCCAAGGGCUUUUGGUGGAUCAUGGGGACGAGAUGAGGGGUUUUAUGACCAAACGAAUUCUAAUCAAAGCUCAGCAGGAAACCAUGUUGGUUAUCGGGCUCGAGCUGCUGUACAAUCUGGUCGGUUUUAUGACGAUCCUUCUUCAUAUGGUAAUCAUUACAAUAAUGCCCCUCGUGGUGUAAUGGGCAUUCCCGGCCCAAGAUAUGGGCCACCCUCUCCCUAUGAGUUUCAAGGAAACCGCCAACAUUUCAGAGGGCAGGACAGAGUUUUUCAUCAAGAUCAGUACCACGGCAAUAGGGGUGGAAUGCCGUUGUCUGUCCCAAACGAGUUCCAUGGAACCCGCCAAAAUUACAGAGGGCAAGACAGACAUUUUCAUCCAGAGCAGUACCAUGGCAUCAGGGGUGGACCGUCGUUGCCUGCCCCAAAUGAGUUCCAAGGAAACCGGCAAAAUUUCAGAGGACCAGGCAGGCUUUUACACCAAGAUCCGACCCACGGCAUCAGGGGUGGGAUGUCUGCAUUGACGAUUGAAGGCAGUGGAAGAACGAGGCAACAAACAGCACCUUCUCCUAGAUUGCCUCACGUUCAGCCCAUCCCUCCAUUCGCGAACAACAAUGUGGGCCCACUUCCAUCACCGCCUCCAAGGUGGAUCACCCGACCUUCAUCUAGCGGCGGCAGGGGGAUGAGCUCAAAGCAGCAAAUAACCUCAAACGACGGGCGUGAGAAGCAGGUUAAGAUGGUGUAUCAAGUCAAAACGCGCCCAGCUCACCCGGGGUCACUGCAGUAAGGUCUUUUUUCAUCAUUCAUUCAUCGUCAUUAUUCUUUAGGGUUACAUCUUUGCUUGUAUCUUGUAACAAACAAACAGAACAAGAGGAAGAAGUAGGAGUUGUAGAUUCAGGGAUGUCCUUCAGCAUCAAAACUAGCUAUGAAGGAAGGGAAAGAAAAAAACAAAAAGGACGGUCAUUGUAAAUUUGGUUAGGUGUAUAUGAAAUCCAUACAUCUACUAGUCUUACUGGUGCAGUGUAAGUUUUCUUUUGUGAAGAGACAAACAGCAUUGGUCACAGAUGAUAUCUUUUUCAGUAUGUUUCUAUACACUUUAUUUGUGCGUUAAGCACUGAGCAAAUAGCUACAUAAAGAAAAAAAAUGGCG